This is a messenger RNA of Notothenia coriiceps (black rockcod), 936 nucleotides long. RefSeq names its product Wilms tumor protein homolog. The coding region runs from base 292 to 936 and encodes 214 amino acids. NCBI's taxonomy places the organism in Eukaryota, Metazoa, Chordata, Actinopteri, Perciformes, Nototheniidae. Gene Ontology annotation, biological process: regulation of DNA-templated transcription. The transcript is spliced from 3 exons. The record is from RefSeq and is a predicted model, not a curated record. Gene Ontology annotation, cellular component: nucleus.
CUGCCCUCUCAGACUCCCACUCCUAAUCCAGGGUGCUUGAAAUUUGGUGUCCACAUUUAGGUCAUUAAUUCAUUUAUGUUUCAGUUCAUGACUUGUGUGAGGAAAGAUGGCUGCUAUAGUGUGUUGUGACCACUGAUGUUUGUUUUUGCGGAAUAGUUUGCUCCCUGCUUCUUUAGGUUGUUGUUUUUUAGUUUUUGUUAAACCUUUUUAGGAGACUUUGUAACUGUGAGACUCCCAGCUUGUGGAAUACCAGCCCUUCUUUCUCUGGACUGUCUCAAACUGCUUUCUACAAUGCUGACCGACCCGUGUGGAGCCAUGUCGAUGGGGUCAGAUGUUCGGGAUCUGACGCUCCUACCUCCAGUGCCUCCUGGGUCAUCCUUACCGGGCGCUGGUGGCGGCUGUGGGAUGUCUGUUGGGGGUGGUCAGUGGACCCAGCUGCUGGACCUCCACCCCGGCUCUCCCUACAGCUCCCUGCCCUCCCACCACUCCCUCAUCAAGCAGGAACCAGGUUGGGGGACCGCUGAUCCGAUAGAGGACCCUCACUGUGGACUCGGGGCCUUCACAUUGCACUUCUCAGGCCAGUUUACAGGCUCGGGCCCCUGCCGAGUUGGGGCCUUCGGAGAGCCAACUGGAGGUCAAGCGAGGAUGUUUCCUAAUGGUACCUACCUGCCCGGCUGCAUGGACAGUCCUCCUACACACAGGAACCAGGGUUAUGGCGCAGUGGGUUUAGACAGCAACCCCAGUUAUGGUCACACUCCCUCUCAUCACAGCCCUCAGCUCUCCAGCCUGUCCUUCAAACACGAGGACACUCUGUCACCGCAAAACAACAUAGUUGACCAGCAGUACCCAGCUCCUCCUCCCAUGUUUGGCUGCCACAAUCCUUCAGAAUCGUGUCCGAGCAGCCAAGCUCUGCUGCUGAGAAACUACAGCAGGUAA